This is a messenger RNA of Chiloscyllium plagiosum (whitespotted bambooshark), 3993 nucleotides long. NCBI's taxonomy places the organism in Eukaryota, Metazoa, Chordata, Chondrichthyes, Orectolobiformes, Hemiscylliidae. The record is from RefSeq and is a predicted model, not a curated record.
AUUGAAAGAUAAUUAAACAGGGGAUACACUAAUAUCAGGAAAUCGUCUAGGCAAUAAAAAGUAUUUUCGACUUGGUAAAACUCCAUUACUAGUGAAUGAAGUUAAAGGAAAAAUAAACCACUUGCAUUUAUAAUACAGUUGAAAUGAGCGCAUUUAGAAUGACAGUUUGAAAAGAAAUGACAAAAUAUUUAAGAAGAGGAACCAAAACAAGUGGAAAAUAACGGUUUUGAAUAGUUGUAACGUGUCAUUCAGUGAAUAAAAUUGAAAAUCCAAGAUCAGGGUUAUUGUAAAUUCCAAUAAAUACAUUAAACCGGGCUAUCAAGAGCAGCAAACAAAUUUUGCAAAGUAUUUUAUGAAAUAAAAGAAAGAUGAGUCAUACUGCAGUGAAUGGCUAUGAAUUUUAUACGGGAUAAACAAAGCCUAAACAACUGACAUCAUCUUAUCAUUCAAAUCCUGUUAUGUAAUAACCGUUUUCUUACACCCAUUAUGUUUCACUUAAAGCAUAAAUCAUGUAACAUCUCAAGCGAAAUGUUAACUUUGUUGGCCCUGUAUUGUUCAGCUAAACAUUAGAAAAACGCAGUUUUAAAAAAUAAGUUUUCUAAACAACAUUGACAUUGACUAAGCAACAUAGAUUGUCUACAGUUACAUAUAAUUCAUACCUGGAUACGGAAAUUUACAUUUUUGUACAGAUUUUGUAUUUUAAACCGGUUAGAAAUUGCAAAUACCAGUUAGCGAUGUCAUCGUUUCACCUGUAAUGCCUAAGUCUCAUUUAAGCACGGGGUGUUAUUUUUAAUUAACAUUUGGUUAAAAAAGAUCUAUCAUUAUAAAUCAAUAGAGAUCAGAGUUUUUUUUAAAAAAUCAUACAUAAUUCGUGCCAAUUCCAAAGCACAAUAAAUAAAUAUUUGGAUACUGUAGACUCCAUUUCCGAUGUGAGGCUUUGCAGUUACGAAAAUGAAAAACAAUGCCAUAUGUGGCAGUAGGUAUUUGGAAAAUUGCCAAUAUUAGUACGAUCUUUAAAGCAAAGGUAUGGGGUAUCUCAUAAAAAAUGAAGUGCAUUGCAAGGAUUCGCAGAAAAUAAAUUAAUAUUUCAGGUCUGCUGAAACCUCGUACAGAUAAUGACAGACUUGCUCAGUAUUCCCAGCAUUUUCUUUUAAUUUCAGAUUUAUACUGUCUUGUUUUUUGAGUGCUUCGUUUGCGCUAAGGAGCGGUAGACAUAACUCCUUGCAUUACUUGAAUGGCCGUGACAGUUGGAUGGGCAACAGGGCAGAAGGGGUGCGUUACUCAGAAUGGAAAGAGGCGAUAGCGCGCCACGCCAAUUGAUCAGUUUGCUCAGUCGAGCCCCGCCUACUGCCUGACUUCUCAGGCUCCGGCGAUUCUCGCGCUGUUGUUCUGUUUAUAAAGUUCCAGGAGAGUCAGCGGAGGGAGCACGAGGACAGGAGAGCGCGAGGAGGCGCGGGGACAGUGACCGCUCGCCCAUGGCUCUGCCGGACAACGCCAGUACUAUCAUGGGCAGCGAAGAGCCACCUUUCCCUGAGAUCGUAGAGCUGAAUGUCGGCGGCCAGGUAUACAUCACCCGCUACUCCACCUUGGUCAGUGUGCCCGACUCCCUCCUUUCGCAGAUGUUCAGGCCGAAAAGCGGGUUGGGGCUGGCGAGAGACGGUAAGGGGCGUUUCUUCAUCGACCGAGACGGUUUUCUUUUCCGUUACAUCCUGGAUUACAUGCGGGACCAGCAGCUGGUGCUUCCCGAUCACUUCCCCGAGAGGAGCAGGUUGCAGAGGGAGGCCGAGUACUUCGCACUUCCUGAACUGGUCAAAACGCUGAGCCCCAAACUCAGCAAACAGAACUCCAUCAACGACGACACCUGCCCCAGCGACCCUGAGGACGGCUCGCCCACUACGGAUGCGAUCCGCAGCAUGGUCUCGGUCUCGGCGAUGGCCAGCGGGACCGGCAGCGACAGGAGAGCCGGUUUCAUCACCAUCGGUUACCGGGGCUCCUACACGCUGGGCAGGGACAGCCAGACUGACGCCAAGUUCAGAAGAGUAGCCAGGAUCAUGGUCUGCGGGAAGACGGCUCUGGCCAAAGAGGUAUUCGGGGAGACUCUGAACGAGAGCAGAGAUCCGGACCGGCCUCCUGAGCGCUACACGUCCCGUUACUACCUGAAGUUUACUUUCCUGGAGCAGGCGUUUGACAGGUUGGCAGAGGCUGGCUUCCACAUGGUGUCCUGUAACUCCACCGGAACCUGCGCCUUCGCUCACGAUCAGACCGAUGACAAGAUAUGGACCAGCUACACUGAAUAUAUUUUCUACCGAGAACACGAGCACAUGAUGAAGAAAACUGGAGAUGGACCUCUACAUGUUUCCCAAUACUUAACUGCAGAUAAAGCAUUUAAGUAUUUGUGUUGUUUCCUUCAAAUAGCAAACAAUUGUGAUAGAAAAGGACAAAAGGCAAGAUAAAUUGGGCGUCCCAACAAAAUCACAUAAUCUUCCAUGCCUACAUUGAAAAUCAGUGUAAGGCUGCAACUGGGCUCCACCAGCUGCAUUAAAACACAAAACAGAUGACACUCUGCAUGCAAGAAAUUACCAUCUUCAAUAGUGAAGGGAAGUACACAACAAAAAGAGGCAAAUGAGGUAGGGAGGUUAGGAGGUUUCUGAAAGAGUUCCAGAACUUAGGACAUUGACAGCUGAAGACACUGCCAAUAAUUAUGGAGUUGUUAAAGUUGGGGGUCCUCAAGAAGGCAGAAUUAGAGCAAUGCUGGUAUAUCAAAGGUUUGUUGAAUUGGAGGAAAUUACACGGAGAGGCAGGAGUGAGGCCACGAAGGUAUUGAAAUCAUUACAAGAUUGAUCUAUUCAAUCAUUGACUCAGACACCUUGCAAUUUACAGGGCCCACACAGACAAAUAUUUGGGAUUUUACCUGGUGAUGUCCACUUCACAAGUGACCAAAUGCAAAUAGUAGUGACAGGUUCAACAGUGGAGAGCCUCACUGGCAUAUACAGCUCUCUCCAACUUCUCCAGAGCUGGACAGCGAUGCUGUGCUCUAUAGUCUGUGAAUUGAAAUAAAACAUCAUUGAGUAGCAGAGAAUUUUUAAUGCACUGACUGGCUUUUGAAGCAUACUGACCAUGUCUGCAGAGAAAAUGAAAGAGUCUUCAUCUAACAUUUAUGUUUUGGUGAUGGAGGGUGCUGUGAUGAUGUCUUUUUGCAUAAGUUCAGUGGCCAGCAACAUGGACACUUAAAUGCAACAAUGAAAUAGAUGAAUGCACAUCUUGUCCACUGCUAAAUAGACUCUGCAAUGUCUAUGAUGUUGAAGACAGUCUGAGAUAUCUUACAAUGUCACAUUAAUCUGCACCAAAAUGCAUUUCAGCACAGAAAUAGGAAUGAAACAUAACUGACCAUUGAGAAAAAUACCGACAAAUGGGACAAGGAAGUGGAGACUUCAUGCAGUGCUUCCACCUUUUGUCUAUUUCCCCACCUCAACAAUCAGUAGCUAUCAUGCUGUCUUAGAUGAUUGUGUUUGCCGCUGCACAGUUGCAGUUUUAGCAGUCCUUGAUGUGGUCUGUAUUGUCUCCAAAAUCCUGGAAGUUGCCUGACAGAGGCAUCUCAGCAGCUACAGCAGGAAUCCAAGCAACCCGCCUCUCCAUCUAUUCAAGGAAUAAUUUUUAAUUGCUGCUGGGUGUGGAAUGGUGGUGCUUAAAAGCAUCAAGAAAAUGGGUUUCUUGGAGAUUUGGGUGUUUAUAUAGAUAGAAUAGAAAUGGAGAUAUUUAUGUAGAAAAUGGGAGCAGGAGUAGACCAUUCAAUUGAGCCCUGUUCUUCCAUUCAAUAUGAUCAUGGUUCAUCGUCUAACUCAGCACCCUGCAUUCACUUUCUUUCCAUACCCUUUUAUCCCUUCAGCCCUAAGAACCAAAUCAAAGUCCUUUUUGAAAACACCCAAUGUUUUGGCCUUGAUCACUUUCUAUGGCAAAGAAUUCCACAGACUCCAAGAUUGCUGCAUGAAGAAA